Messenger RNA from Saccharomycopsis crataegensis, 474 nucleotides. RefSeq lists its product as uncharacterized. Bases 1 to 474 code for a protein of 157 amino acids. The record is from RefSeq and is a predicted model, not a curated record. Lineage: Eukaryota; Fungi; Ascomycota; Saccharomycetes; Ascoideales; Saccharomycopsidaceae. The transcript has a single exon.
AUGUUCGGGUCACAAAAUAACAAUAAUUAUAGACAUUACAUUACCCAUCAGAAACAAUGUUCUGUUAUUCCAAAAUAUAAAUUAGAUUUGUGUUUUCCAGAAGAAUCCCCACCAAGGCUCAUUGAAUUCAUGAAUGAUUUUUGGAAGGGUCUCCAAGAAUGGAAUUAUAAGAUAGAAUAUUCGACCAUCAUCAACCUCAGAGAGAGAUCUUCAGCACAUACAUUUUCAACAAUCGAUGAUGCCAGAAGGAGAUCCCUGAUUGCUCUAACAAUCGGUGUCAAAAAGGAGAUCUUUGAUUUCUCUAACAAUUGGUGUCAAAAAAAGAGAUCUUCAAUGGUGUCAACAAAUGAUUCUCUAAGAGGAAUAUUCAAGAUAUACGGUUUUAACAAUCGAUCUGGUCAAAGCUAUUCGAUGCAGACGGUUUUCGCACUUUUGUGGACUUUUCUAGGCUUCACGCGUACUAUUUUGUAUUGA